Parathielavia appendiculata is the source of this 1684-nucleotide messenger RNA. RefSeq names its product translation elongation factor EF-1 alpha. Gene Ontology annotation, biological process: translational elongation; translation. The coding region runs from base 184 to 1566 and encodes 460 amino acids. Gene Ontology annotation, molecular function: translation elongation factor activity; GTPase activity; GTP binding. The record is from RefSeq and is a predicted model, not a curated record. NCBI's taxonomy places the organism in Eukaryota, Fungi, Ascomycota, Sordariomycetes, Sordariales, Chaetomiaceae. The transcript has 6 exons.
CCAGCGUCUUGCCCCUCUCAAACUCGAGCCAUAAGAACAACCCCUCCUCAAAAUUUCCUUUCACCUGCUUUCCACUCUUCCUCUCUUCGUCGGCAUACCUGAAUCAAGCAUUCACCUGCCACUUCACAUUCAUCAAGCGCAAGUCGCCAAUCUCGUUCUCGCGAACUUCACAACACCGUCAACAUGGGUAAGGAAGAUAAGACCCACAUCAACGUUGUCGUCAUCGGCCACGUCGACUCUGGCAAGUCGACCACGACCGGCCACCUCAUCUACAAGUGCGGUGGUAUCGACAAGCGUACCAUUGAGAAGUUCGAGAAGGAAGCCGCUGAGCUUGGCAAGGGCUCUUUCAAGUAUGCCUGGGUUCUGGACAAGCUCAAGGCCGAGCGUGAGCGUGGUAUCACCAUCGAUAUCGCCCUCUGGAAGUUCGAGACUCCCAAGUACUAUGUCACCGUCAUUGAUGCCCCCGGUCAUCGUGACUUCAUUAAGAACAUGAUCACUGGUACCUCGCAGGCCGACUGCGCCAUUCUCAUCAUUGCCGCCGGUACUGGUGAGUUCGAGGCUGGUAUCUCCAAGGAUGGUCAGACCCGUGAGCACGCUCUGCUCGCCUACACCCUCGGUGUCAAGCAGCUCAUCGUCGCCAUCAACAAGAUGGACACUACCAACUGGUCCGAGGCUCGUUACCAGGAGAUCAUCAAGGAGACCUCCGGCUUCAUCAAGAAGGUCGGCUACAACCCCAAGACUGUUGCCUUCGUCCCCAUCUCCGGCUUCAACGGCGACAACAUGCUUGAGCCCAGCUCCAACUGCCCCUGGUACAAGGGCUGGGAGAAGGAGGACAAGUCCGGCAAGGUCACCGGCAAGACCCUCCUCGAGGCCAUCGACGCCAUUGAGCCCCCCAAGCGUCCCACCGACAAGCCCCUCCGUCUGCCCCUUCAGGAUGUGUACAAGAUUGGUGGUAUCGGCACGGUCCCUGUCGGCCGUAUCGAGACUGGUGUCCUCAAGCCCGGCAUGGUCGUCACCUUCGCUCCCGCUGGCGUCACCACUGAAGUCAAGUCCGUCGAGAUGCACCACGAGCAGCUUGCCGAGGGUGUUCCGGGCGACAACGUCGGCUUCAACGUGAAGAACGUCUCCGUCAAGGAAAUCCGCCGUGGCAACGUUGCCGGUGACUCCAAGAACGACCCCCCUCUUGGUGCCGCUUCCUUCGAGGCCCAGGUCAUCGUCCUCAACCACCCGGGCCAGGUCGGUGCUGGCUACGCCCCCGUCCUCGACUGCCACACGGCCCACAUCGCCUGCAAGUUCGCCGAGCUUUUGCAGAAGAUUGACCGCCGUACCGGUAAGGCUGUUGAGGAGAACCCCAAGUUCAUCAAGUCUGGCGAUGCUGCUAUCGUCAAGAUGAUUCCUUCGAAGCCCAUGUGCGUUGAGGCUUUCACCGAGUAUCCUCCCCUCGGUCGCUUCGCCGUCCGUGACAUGCGUCAGACGGUCGCUGUCGGUGUCAUCAAGAAGGUCGAGAAGGCCCAGGCUGGUGCCGGCAAGGUCACCAAGUCCGCUGCCAAGGCUGCCAAGAAAUAAGCGGUUUCUCCCUGCAGCAAUCAAAAAAAAGUCACUUCAAGAGAUUCGAGGCCGCUUGGCUCGUAUGAGAGAUCGCGUCGCGGUUGUUACCGCGAUGCUACGAUUGGCAUGAGCACUC